GUUAGGUGUAAGAUCCAAGUAGGGUUAGGUUAGGAGUCACGGGGAAAAAUGAACAAAAAAUUGUAAAAAUCUAUAGAUUUAUUUUCAAUCUGAUGAGAUUCCACCCCACUCGCUACCCUAACUCUUGCAUUUUGUCCUUCUACAUUCAGAAUGAUUAGAUCGUCAGAAUAAUUUCUGACUAUGGCGAUUUGGCAACUCACAAUGGCGAUAAUCAAGCCACACAUCAUUAAAAACCCAGUUUCCUGCACCAAAAUCAAAGAACUGAUACUGUCUUCAAACUUCAAAAUUGUCUUGUACAAAAGAAAAACAAUUAGCAUUUGUGAAGCAGAAGACUUUUAUUAUGAACAUCAACAUAAGUUUUUCUAUAAUAGACUUCUAACUUUUAUCACUAGUGGACCAAGUGACAUUCUAGUUUUAACCAAAGAAAAUGCAAUAGCAGAUUGGAGAAGAUUAAUGGGGCCCACAAAAGUUUUCAAAGCUCAAUUUGAGGCUGCUAACACUAUAAGGGGGCAAUAUGGCUUAUCAGACACUAGAAAUGCCACUCAUGGAUCUGAUUCUGAGCAAUCUGCUGAAAGAGAAAUAAAAAUAUUCUUUCCAGAGUUCAAUAUGGAUAAGUGGUUUGGAGAAAAAGAACCACUUUUCAGAUCUGAUAAAGUUAUAUUCCUAGAGGAUCAGUUCAAACAUGAAGUUGUUCUAAGGUGACAGUAAAAUUC
This is a messenger RNA of Phaedon cochleariae (mustard beetle), 713 nucleotides long. Lineage: Eukaryota; Metazoa; Arthropoda; Insecta; Coleoptera; Chrysomelidae. The record is from the annotation of a GenBank genome assembly.